Molecule: messenger RNA, 1527 nt
Organism: Aricia agestis (brown argus)
Lineage: Eukaryota; Metazoa; Arthropoda; Insecta; Lepidoptera; Lycaenidae
Gene: asrij
Product: OCIA domain-containing protein 1
Exons: 6
Coding region: 106-873 (255 amino acids)
Cellular component (GO): endosome
Source: RefSeq, a predicted model, not a curated record
UGAUUCCAAAAAUGUGAUACAAAAUGUAAAGUCCUAAAACGUUACUUAUUUAGAUAAUAAUAUAAUGAAAGUUAUAUAUAAAUCAUGAAGUAAUUCAAGAACAACAUGGCAAAUAACACAAAUCCGGAAGUGGCUAAGGAAAACAGAUUUUUUGACUUUUUACCUAAAAUGUUACGUCCUCCAGUCAGGCGAAUAGAACAGAAACCACCUAUCAUAGGCUACUACGAGUUUACCCAAGAGGAGAUCAGAACUCUUCAGGAGUGCGACAGGGAGAGCUUCUAUGGCCGAUGUCUGCCGCUGAGCACACUGUUCGCGACCCUCACUUAUAUCGCUGUCAAAAACGGUCAUUUGAAACCGAAUGCCAGGUUUGGGGCAUAUCCCAAAGUGUCUCUGGCGGUGAUAGUUGGAUAUUUCAUCGGCAAGAUCUCCUACCAGCAAGCUUGUGCGGAAAAGCUGAUGGCGCUACCCAACAGCUACCUGGGACAACUGUUGAGGGACAGGCGUGAUGGUAGAGUGGGAACACCCCAAUCGCCGAAAUUCCCCCACAAGUCAACUCUGGGCAUCACAUCAGAUGAUAUUUACUCUGACGCUGGCCCCGGAAAUGCUCUGGACUUGGACACUGACCGGCCCCAAUUCAGUGAUGAUGCAUACAGAUCUGGAGACAUCGGCCUACUACCGCCAUUGCAGGACGACAGGCUUGGACAGCCGUCGUUGUCAUACGAUGAGUUGCGGAAGAGGAACCGUGGUGAAUACUCUGAAGCGAGAAAAGAUCCUUACAAAGUGGAACCAGGUCAGUUCCCUACGGUGCGCCGUCCCCCGCCCGCUUCCCCGCCCUCCACCUCGACUAACAAGUAUGGCGACGCCAUGGAGUAGUCCACGAAUAUUAGCUAGUUCAUGAAUUAAUAAAACCUGCAAACACCCAGUAUCCUUUUUCGUCGAUGACAGAUAUGUCAAACAAUUAAGAAUAAGGUAAAACACCCAGUCAUUGCCACAUGAGUUUAUUUAGACAAUCCUAUUAUUGUACGUCAGUAUAUUAGUUUAAUAUAAUAUUAUAAUUAUUGGUACAUUUUAAAUGGCAAAAAUCUAUUAUAGUCAUCCUAGCCAAUAUAAUAGGAUGAGUGCCAAUGAUUGGGUAGCUUGCCCUAUCUAUUAUUUUUUCGCUUAGCAAUUGUUUUAGCUAAUGCCUUGUGCAAAUAACGACAGCAUAGCAGUUUUAAAUUAUUAAAAUAUGAGCAUUUCUAAUAGGUGUUAUCUUACAAAAAUGCUUUAAACCAAUUGUAUAGGAAUUAAAAGACAAUUAAUUGGUUUAUAGCAUAAAAUAAAUUAAAUUAAAAUGUUGUAAUAACGUAAGCGAUUUCAACUUUGUGACUAAAACUAAACUACCUAAGUAUUUUAAUCAAGAAUGAAUUCGGUUUUCCUAAAUUAUGUAAAUAUUCUUAUGCCUUCAUUUUUCUGUACCCCUUUUUUACAAUACUGUAAUUUACCUCUUAUUUUGUUAAAAUUUAUAAGCAUUUAAACAGACAGUAC